Mycena citricolor is the source of this 1012-nucleotide messenger RNA. The record is from the annotation of a GenBank genome assembly. Lineage: Eukaryota; Fungi; Basidiomycota; Agaricomycetes; Agaricales; Mycenaceae.
ACCGCGUCGCAUGCAUUGUCUGUACAGAUUCGCAAUCCCAGAGAUGAUAGAUCACAAGUUGUGGACGGCCACAGAGAAAUGGAUUGCAUCGCCACCGCCACGCGCCGAUCAUGAUGAUCGGAUAUUGACGAGUGACGUCUGGUAUCUGAAGCAGCCCCUAUCUUGUCUCUCUCACAGCCGACUGCGACCGUCGAAAUGCGCUCUGUCUACGGUGAAGAGUUCUCGUCGAAUGUAUCUUUGGCUCUUCAAGAGAGUCCGAUAAAGAAACACCCGCGAUUCUUCCUCUCAGAUGGCACCGUGAUCUUCUCGGUAUGUUACUACUGGCCUUGUAAUCGCCGGGAGUGGUAACUAUGAGAGCUGACAACGAGGCUGAAAGGUUGAGAGAAUUUUGUACAAGGUGCACCGCUACUUCUUUGAGCGAGACUCGCUGGCUUUCGCGGGGAUGUUCUCUCUGCCGACGGCAUCGGGGGAGCGGCCUGAAGGUGAAGUCGUGGAGAACCCAAUCGUGCUCGAGGGGAUCUGCACAGUCGACUUUGACCGACUUCUCUCCGUUUUCUAUCCCGCCGACUUUGCGACGCGAGAUUGCGCCUCGGUCGAGGAGUGGACCUCGAUCCUCUCGCUCUCAACGCGCUGGGAGUUCACGUCUAUCCGAGAACUGGCCAUCCAGCACCUCGGGCCGUCGACCUCCGCCGUGGAACGCAUCGCGCUCGGCCGCCGCUUCGAUGUGGGACCGUGGCUUGUUCCCGCGUACACAGAGCUGUGCGAGCGCAUGGAUCCGCUGACUCUCACUGAGGGACAGCUGCUCGGUGUGGAUAUCAUCAUCCGCAUCCAGCAGGUCCGACAUUCGAUCCGGUAUGCCUCCAAUCUCAAUAGACACCACGACUCAAUUGUAGCGCUUGUUCGAGAUGUUCUUCUUUGAGGGGGACAUUCGCAGCGCUAUAUAUGUCUCAGAUAACUUGCUUAUUUAUUGGAUUGCGUAAUGGACAACUUCGAAUUCAUUCUCAUGAACAGA